Messenger RNA from Mugil cephalus (flathead mullet), 3295 nucleotides. It is a transcript of the gene lrpap1, whose product is annotated as low density lipoprotein receptor-related protein associated protein 1. Lineage: Eukaryota; Metazoa; Chordata; Actinopteri; Mugiliformes; Mugilidae. Gene Ontology annotation, molecular function: very-low-density lipoprotein particle receptor binding; lipase binding; heparin binding. The transcript is spliced from 8 exons. Gene Ontology annotation, cellular component: endosome; plasma membrane; endomembrane system. Gene Ontology annotation, biological process: negative regulation of very-low-density lipoprotein particle clearance; negative regulation of receptor internalization. Bases 115 to 1158 code for a protein of 347 amino acids. The record is from RefSeq and is a predicted model, not a curated record.
UGAGCAUAUGACUUGUGAUACUCAAACGUGCCAAAACAACAGCUCGUUUCCACUGUUGUCCGGCUCUUCUUUUUAGCUAGCUUCUGUUGGUUGUUGCGUGUAGUACAUUUUAAAAUGAGGCUGCAGUGUUUAUUCGCGGCUCUGUGCCUCGGCGUGGGUGUAAUGGCUGGGAAAUAUUCUCGAGAUGUGAAUGAGCCCAAGCCGAGCGGCAGUGAUGGGCAGACGACGGAGUUCAGGAUAGCUAAGCUGAACCAGGUUUGGGAGAAAGCUAAAAGGAUGCAGCUGUCUCCGGUCCGACAGGCCGAGCUGCACAGUGACCUUAAGAUUCAGGAGAAAGACGAGCUGCAGUGGAAAAAAGCGAAGGUGGAGGGGCUGGAUGAAAACGGGGAAAAAGAGGCCCAACUCAGACGCAACUUCAACGUGAUUCUGGCCAAGUAUGGGAUGGAUGGGAAAAGAGACACACGGACCCUGGAGAGCAACUCGCUGAAAGACCACGACAUCAAAGAGGGAGACAUAUUUGAUGACCCGAGACUGGACAAACUCUGGAACAAGGCCAAGACCUCUGGGAAGUUCUCCAAUGAGGAGCUGCUGAGCUUGAAGAGGGAGUUCCAGCACCACAAGGACAAGACCCACGAGUACAACAUCCUCGUGGACACUGUCAGCAGGACUGAAGAAAUACACAAGAACGUGAUCUCUCCCCUAGAGGGUGAUGCCAAGGAGCAUGUUCUGCAACAGAAGCACACAGAGCUGAAGCUGAAGAUGAGGGACCUCAACCAGGGCUUCGAGCGCCUCCGUAAGCUCAGCCACGAAGGCUUCACUGAAGACAGUGAGUUUCGGGAACCUCGCGUGAUUGAACUGUGGGAGGCUGCCAAGAGAGCCAACCUCAGCACAGACGAGCUGGACUCUCUCAAGGAGGAACUGCAUCACUUUGAGACCAAAGUGGAGAAGCACAGCCAUUACCAGGAGCAACUGGAGCUGUCUCAUCAGAAGCUGCAACACGUAGAAGCUUUAGGAGACAAAGAGCACAUCAAGAGGAACCAGGAAAAAUACAACUCGCUGUCAGAGAAAACCAGGGAGAUGGGCUACAAGAUGAAGAAACACUUGCAGGACUUGUACAACAAGAUCUCUCGUCAGGGACUCGCGCACAAUGAGCUCUGAGUGGUUGGGAUGACCAUCGUGGCGUCAGUAAAGGCCAAAUGAACUGAAGUAGAUUACUGUACCGAAACACACAACAUAUCCAUUCCCUUUCAACUACUAUAGAGGACGAAAUCAGUGUCUUCCAUGAAAGAUUUUUUACUUUUCUAGUGAGCAAAUUAAAGAAUUGUUGGUUGUUUGUACAUAGUAUGUGUUUGACAUGCACCAGUUACCGGACCGCCAUAGAGAUUGAUUAGUUUAGUGUGGUAUGCAGUAGCAAUUUUAUUUGUACAACUAAUGACAGGCAGGUGUAGACGAAAAAUCUAGUUGUAGUACAAGAAAACUGAAAAUGUGGCUUUGCUCAUUUGCUUUUGGUUUAUUGAGGAGGAGUGGAGGAGUGGAGGGAUGGAGGACAGUAGUUGACUCACUAUUGACCGUUGGCAGUUUGUCCACAUCAGUCUGUCAUUAGCUGUGCCAAUAAUAACUACUGCCUCACUGACUGAUACCACCGUAGUAACUCACAUCUCGGUAAUGUUACUUCAACUGUCUGAUCUAUUAAUAUGUAAUGAAGAGGAAGCACUGAAAGCCAAUGACCUGAAAAUGAAACGGCAACCUUUUAAUAUUCAGUAGGGUAGGGUACAGGUUCCAACGACAUACUGUACAUACAGUCACCUUUUAAAAAUAUAGUUUUGUGUAAUUCAUUCUACCUUGGCUUAAAUAAAAGCAGCUAAUAUUUACAAGUCCUGUAGAGGAAGGCAGUCACCUGCAGGGAAGUUAAUAGACGACUCAUCCUCAUGUCGUUGUUUAUCUCCUCAUCUCCUCAGAGACACCGGGGGGGUGGGCAAAACCAUAAAAAUACAUUUGCAUCAAACGUUGGACAAUUUGUCCUGAUAAUAUCAAGAGGGAGGUGAGAACUGGAAGCACACACUGUGCUUUUUCCAUUCAUCAGUGCCCUGCCUUCUCACAGACCAGACGCUGAGGCAUCGAUUGUUGUGAUGAAUAAUGUCACUUGCUGGCUGAUCAUUAAGUCACGUCCUGCUCAAGCCACACUGGCCGGGAUUAAUGUCAUCUGCACCCGGGGUAUCACUCUACACUGCUUGUUUUAAUCGAAUGCUUUUCUGCUCUCAUGUAGACUGAGGUAGCCAGGCAAGGUGGGGCUCUUAAUAGUGGACUGUGUGUCACUGAGAUGUCGUUCUGAGAUCAUGUUCUGCACCAGCCCUAAACAUUGGCACAUUUGGGAAAGAAAGCUGAGAAUAAAUAUGCCCAAAAUAAAUGUGAAAGACAUUCCAGCCCAUUACAUUAGAACAGCUGUUUAUAAAUCUCCUUUCUACCUACAUUUGUUUGAUGCUAUUCUCUUAUAAUUAAGGCCUCGAGUCAUCCUCAGAGAACAUUCCUCAGACUCCAACAGAUAUAAAUAAGUGCCAUGCAAACAAACUAGUAACAUUUCCGGGGUAAAUGUCAUCCAGACGCUAAAUGUUAACAUAUGAACAAGCACAUGAAAAAAAAAUACACUUAAACAGCUGCAAAAGAGGCCGCCCAGACAUCUUUCCUUCUUCUCAGUCUUAGUGGAAUGGAUUGCUUGCAGGAAUUUCUGUUCGCUGGCUACAAUGACUGGUGUGAUGACGGACAGCGUUUUAGCUUAUUCAGAGAUGUGGAGAGAGUCUGCAGUGAAAACUGUUCUGAAGUGUCGUGGAGCUGCGGUCAGUUGUGUGGCCCUCGCCGCCUGCUCUCCAGCUGAGUCAGUCUGUCCUCCCGGCCCUGAACGUGCUCCGCCCCCACUCUCUGAGCUGUUUCCAUGGCAGUCAUGUCGAGCUGGGCGUACCUGAUGGAGCCCUCUUCUGGACGGGAAAUAGAUGGUAAAGGUGGAGAUGAGACACGUCAUCUGUACAUCGCUGACAAACGUUUAAACAAGGUCAAAUUAACUGUCAAGAAGCAUCGUGAACCUGUGUCAAUAAACCCUACACUGGUUGGUCUUUCGUUGGUGGCUGUAAAAUAUUCAUCUGGUUCAAAAUCGUUUAGAAUAAUUCCACGAAUAAUUGUGUUUUUUUGUUUUAUUACAGUUGAACUGUUAUUGGGAUUAUGUCACUGUAUUAAAUUACACAUUUUAACAGUCCAAAUGUGUGUGAUUAUGUGAUAUAAAUCAAGCUCUAAACUAGCACGA